Mucor velutinosus is the source of this 375-nucleotide messenger RNA. RefSeq lists its product as uncharacterized. Gene Ontology annotation, biological process: protein import into nucleus. Gene Ontology annotation, molecular function: nuclear import signal receptor activity. Gene Ontology annotation, cellular component: nuclear pore central transport channel. Bases 1 to 375 code for a protein of 124 amino acids. NCBI's taxonomy places the organism in Eukaryota, Fungi, Mucoromycota, Mucoromycetes, Mucorales, Mucoraceae. The record is from RefSeq and is a predicted model, not a curated record. The transcript is spliced from 4 exons.
AUGGCUGAUAUCACUACAAUUGCUAACCAAUUCACCACUUACUAUUACCAAACUUUUGAUGCCAACAGAAAUAAUUUAGCUCAACUCUACAGAGAAGCCUCCAUGCUUACUUUCGAGGGUCAACCUUUCCGUGGUGCUGCUAGUAUUGGCGAGAAGUUGGGUAGCCUUCCUUUCCAAAAGGUCCAACACAGAGUCUCUACCUUUGAUGCUCAACCUGCUGAUCCUUCUGGCAGCAACAUCCUUGUUUUCGUUACUGGUCAACUUUUGAUUGAUGAUGAAACCAACCCUCAAAUGUUCUCCCAAACCUUCCACUUGGUUCCCGAGAAUGGUUCUUACUACGUCUUCAAUGACAUUUUCCGUUUGAUCUACGCUUGA